Messenger RNA from Lymnaea stagnalis (great pond snail), 26627 nucleotides. The record is from the annotation of a GenBank genome assembly. NCBI's taxonomy places the organism in Eukaryota, Metazoa, Mollusca, Gastropoda, Lymnaeidae.
CUGAACAGGAUGAUGAAACAAUACCUUACGUUACUUUUUUUAUUAAAGAGGAGUCUGCUCCAAAAUAUAAGAUGGUAAUUAUUACUUUAAAAAUGAAGAAACAUUUACUAUUAAGAAAGAACAUAGAAAUAAUGUAAAGCAAGUAAUACCUACGAAACUUAUAAACAGAAAACUAAAUAUGAUGCAUUAGGAAAUGAUAUAGAUUAAAAUAUUUAGUCACAAUGAAAAAUCAAUGUAUCCACAUAAAUUAGCUAUAUUGUGGUAGCUAUUCGUUUUGAAGGGGUUUGAGACAAUUUUAGUUACGAUGGCACAUCACAUUAAUAUAAAAAGCAGGUGUUACCUUGUGCAAGUGUAGCAUAUGAGUUAAAACAAAAAGCAAGCAUUUUAAGUUGUUAACAUUUUUUAAGGAAAUUCAUUUUAAAUAACAAAUCAGCUAUAAUGUUGCAAUUCAAAUUGUAAUUUAUAUAGUAAAGAUGUAACACUUAACAUCAUAUUAUUAAUCAUUUAUUUUUAACGUUAACUGUUUUUUAGUUUGUUGUGUUUUUCUAAUUUGUGCAUGUUUUUUUUUUAAAGAUUAUCUUUUUUCCCCUUUCAGUAUCUGUCCCUAAGCCUUAGAUCUGAAUGUUUUACUGGACAUAAAAGCGCUGACAGUGUGUUGAACUGUAAAAAAAUAAAUGACACGGAAUUUCACAUUACAGUACUAACAAAAGCCCUCUCCAAAUAUAGCGGUGCAAGAGUCAAGGGUUCUAGUGACUCAUAUGAUCCUGAUGGCAAAUCAAUUCAACUUCCACACAGCUAUGGUAAGAAAAUAAGUUAUUAUACACUGAUUAUCUUUUUUUUCCAUUUAAAAAAAAAACAAAAAAAACCCAGAAAUUAACAAUAAACGACUGAUAAAAAAAUAUUAAAAAUAGAGUGAAAAUUGCGUUGCUUUAAAAAAAAAGUUGUUUAUACCUGACAUAUCAGGGCAUCUUUACAGUUCUGGUUCAUAUUGUGUCGGACACAUUUUAAGAAAAAUCUUAAAAACAAUUCCCGAAAUAGGAGUAUACUUUACAAAACUUAAUAACAUGUAAAUACUAAAUACAGUACAGAAAAUAUACCAUCACUGAUAUAUUUUAUACAAAAUAUAUGAUACAUUGUCUAGACUACUUUGACUUUUUCUAGGGUAUCACAGGCCAGCUUUUUUAAGCAGGCAUCACAAUUAAUUAGACUAAUAAAAUAGGUCUCCGUGUUUGACCCAUUAAAAACCCUGGGGCUUGGAGGCACACAACGAGCAGGUGUUCUCCUGCUUCAGUGGCCAUGUUACACGGACGGCAGUUCAGAUCCUUAUGGGUUUAGUCGAUGUAGGUGGCUAAGCAUUGAGCAGCAUCCGAUCACAUCUGUGUAAUUGGUUGGUUUUUUUUGUUGUUUUUUUUUCUCUACCUGCUAGUUUCAAAAAGACAUCGCUCUUACUUGGUCUUGGCAUGUUUCGGUAGAUCUUUUCUGCAUUUCACCUGUCACCCAGCCAUUGAGCCACUCUUCACAAAAGUGGCCUUUGCGCAAAGCCUUGACUCCCAGUUAAGUCAUGGGCCUGUCGUGUUGUGGCGGGGCGGUCAUAUACUAUGUGCCCUCUUAUUCACCUCAACGUGACAAGGGAUCCACUGUAGGAAGACCACAAUGCCACAUGCACUGAUCUCAUCUCCAGAAUCAUAUUGGUCUUACUAGUCUCCGUCAGUUCCUUUCCACGAUUUCAAGAGUAAACUCAGUUCUGCUUCAAUAUGAUUUCUGGUUUUUUUUUGCCACUGGGUCCUGAAAUCUCUUCCGGUGGAUGCAACCUACCCCUCCCCCUUCUUGGUACUCUAUUAGUGCGCUGUAUAGACUUCUGUUCUCAUUUGCAAAACAUGAGCGGUCAGUUAAGACUUAUACCAUUUUGUCUGUAUUAACUUCUAUUGUCUUCAGAGCUUCCUCAUUAUGAGUUGGGGGGAGGGGGGUGAGCUGGCCUUUGUUAAUGGGCCAGUUGCAAGUAACAGACUUUUUGCAGAAAGAUUAAAGCUUUCAUGAUGUGGGCCAUGUGCCGGGAUAGGCCACACUUAGUCAUGACCUAUUGCAUCGGCUUCCCAGGUAGUACAUACCAGUUUUUUUGCUCUAGGAUCUGUUAAGUUAGACUUUUUGGUCCAGUUUUACGCCUAAUUACAUUGGUAUCCUAUCCCAUUUUAGCUUUUACUGCAAAGAGUUAAUUGUACUUCCUGUUUAAAAGCGUUAUUUCCACUUGCAAAUAUGAAGUAGACCAUUUUAUCUGCAUAACAACCAUUUUCCACUUUGUCACAUAUGAUUCUAUUUUGUUUAGAUCCUCCAUUUUUGCAGUUGCUGUAAUUCUGUCCCAAACUCCAUGCCACCAGAUUAUACAAACUGUAUGAAGGUAUAAUUUUGCCUUCGCCAACUGUUUGUUAAGGUUGUAAAAUUAUGCCGCCUGAUCAGGGGAAUUCCAUUUGUCAUUUUGAUAUACCGGUAUGUUAAAAUAAUUCACUACGUUUUAAAAUCAAACUAUGCCUAGGUUUGGAAGUUUAACGAAAUUGUUCAGACAUGAUACUUAUGAAAAAGAGAACCAUGAUAAACGUUUCAUGGUGUUUUAGAAUAGUUUUUUUUUAGUGUUUAAUUUUAAUGCAAUAUGAAUUUGGUAUAAUUUGGAAAAAAAUACAACUUUAAAAAAAUACUCAAAAAAUUCAGCAGAAUAACUUAACAACAAAACAAACAUAAUUAUGAAUUAUUUUUCAAGUUUGAUUUUGUAAGCAACAUAAUGUUAGGGCAUUGUUUUAAAUAUUUUUUUAUGUUUUACAUGAAAAAUAUUGUACUUCAACCCACAUACUAUUUACAUUUGCAUUACCUUUUAGUAUCAAAAGAAAUUAGAGGACGCAUUUUUUAACAGUUUACGUUUUGGCUUGUGAAAUGUUAACACUUAAUAACAAUAGACAAAAUCAAAUUAUUUAACUGUCUUAAAGAAACAUGUUUUUCAGAGUGUGUUUUUUGUCUAUGUAUAUGGAAAGUAUAAAGAAUAUCUCCUUUUAAGCAUUAAUGGAACUAUAUUUUGGGAAUCUAAAAAAAACAACUUGGUCUUGAUGUGGAAUUGGUAGCGUCUUGAAGCUGCCCAAGGAUGUUAGAAAACUCUUUACAACCAUCAUUGCAUAGGGAUCCUUUCCACAACUGUCAUUAGAGCACAUACUUAAAUCACAUCAAUAGCACCCUUAAUCAACAUUUUUUAAAACAUCUAUCAUGGCUUUAUAUUGUAUAUAUUGGGGAAACAAGCUCUAAGUGUGAACUCACAGAAUUCAUACAGUAAUAGUUUAAUGUCUUGUAACCCAUUAAGUGAGCUGGCUAUUACAUGAAUGAACUGCAUAACCGGUAUAGUUGUUUUUUUUUACCCGUGUGGCUAUUAUUAAAGUGCCUUAUUUUAAUAAGCAUUUCUUAAUAAUAUUAAUUUAAUUUUUCCCUAUUGCUUACAAAACACCGGAUUAUAUACAGUGCUAUUUCUUGUUUUAGGGUUUGAGAACCAAAAUAUCAACAGCUCUUUUUUUUGUCUUUUCGUUUCUUUUGCCAAAUACAUUAAUGCUCACUACCUAAUAAUAUUAUGUUAACAUAUAUUUAUUUUUCCAUUAGUCUAUAAGAUUUAUUUUCUCAAAACGGUGAAAAUACUCAGUAAUUAUUUUAAGCUCAGAACUUCAAAUUAACAGUGUUUUUUAUGGCAAAUAUAGACAUAUAAAAUGUAAUUUUUUAUCUUUGGAACAUAAGAUGAAAUAUAUCUUCAAUUAUAUGCUACUACAAAUUUAUUUUUAUGAGUUAGCAAUCUUGUUGCUGACUAGAAGUUCUGUUACUAAUUUAAAAAAAAUAAUUUCUUUCUAUUACAUUGUUUAAAAAUAUAACAAGUAUAUUAACAAAACUGAUUAAACUCUUAUAUCAUAUAAUAGUAACCAAACAUCGAAAAAUGAAAUCAAAAUAAAAUUUGAUUUCCGCUUAUUGUUUUGCUCUAUUCUUUAGAGAUUUUUAUAGAGACAUAAAUGUUGGACAUUUACAAUUUUAGAUGUAAUUAACACUUGCACAUAUCAGUAAUUUAUCUCUUUACUUAGCUUAUUUUCUUUCAACAGAACCAACAGCUGCAUUUGGAACUUUAAGCAUAAAUGGACAAAGCAAGUCAUCAGAUAUGUUUUGUAAUGAAACCAUUGACAAGGAGGAAUUAAAUCUUAAAUUCAACUGUUCUAGCUCUGCUGAGCCGUGUGUGGGAGAAAUAUACGUAGAUGAUUCCAUUGUCGGUACACCUAUUGAAAAUGGUGCUCUUUACAACGGGAAAGUUCAAAAUGGAGAAGAAGUAACCGUGACAAUAAAAUAUGCAGCCUGUAGAUUGGAUGGAAAAUACAACACCAUGACCUGUAGAAUUAAUGCAUGUAAGUAGCGAUCAACUUAAAAGAAACAUUCAUUAAAAUGUAUAGCCUUACUAGGAGAACUACAAAUCCAAGGGCCAUCAAGACGUUGACCACAAAUGGUAUCGAGAUAAUUUUGCGUUUAACAAGGCACACGACUUGUUUCGUAGAUAGUGUUUAACUGGGAACAGUCUUGAUUCAUAAUUGUAGACAUCAGCCAAUCAUCAUUUGUUAACUUUCAUUUUUAACUAUCAUGCUGUUCUAGUGUCAUAACUUACCCUGUGCUAAAAAAAACCCUGUCAUAAAUAUUAAUUGGAAAAUCAUCAGAAAUAGAAUUCUCCUCAAACUAUUAUUGAAUAUUUCUCCUAAAGACUCAAGAGAGUGAAUAGUUGUCAAAACAUCAAGUGAAUUUUUAAAAAAAAGGACACGCAAUUUAUGAAGAUAAUGAUAAUUAAACAACAGAUUCCUCUAAAAAUCAAAUAUUUGUCAUCCUCAAGUGGAAAAAAAAAAUGCCUAGUUUCAACUAAAUCCAUUAGAUACAGGACGUUGUUUAAAGUUUUAAAAAUCAGGGAAUUGAUAAAGGCUUUUGACCCCGUACUUCGCGUAGUGGCCCAUAGGGAAGAGGAUACAAAAUGUUGUUUUACUGGUGUGUAUAACUUUGUUAUACCCUUCCUUAACUCAUCCUUUACCCUGCGCCAAUUUAAUUCUUUCUCAAAGGUGAAUUCUGCCUGGUCACCAAAGUUGUUUGUGUACUUGCAAAUCCGUUUUAUAGAUUUGAGUUGCAGUACUCUAAGUGUGGAUGCAAUGUGGGUGGUAAUCCUAAAAGUAGUGUACCGGUGCCACAAUGACAUUGACAGCAAUAGAGAAUAAACCUUAAGACUGUGACCUUCAUGCCGCUACAAGGGAUAUCAGUCAUCUGUAUGCACCCAUAAGAAGAGCUUCAGGGUUCCUUUUGCUGCAGAUGCAUUCGUUCAUGCAGGACUCAUCGCUGUUUACUUUUGUACUCUGAUAUAUUUAAGGAUAAUAUUUAAUAGCGUUAAAAGUUUCAGCAACAUUACUAUUUUGUUUGUUUGUUGUGAAAGUAUUACUCUAGCCAUAGAAAAAUACUUAAGUGAGGCUGACUAGAAUAAAAAUUUAAAAAAUAAAACAUUGAUCAUUACGGAACAAAGUCAUCUUUUUUAGAAAAACUUACCUUUAGAUAUGUUCAAUAGAAAAUCGUGAUUUUAAUGUCAUGUCGAUCAUGUUUUUAAAUUUUUAAAAAAACAUGCACCUGGGAAUUUAUGAUUUCUCUCCAUCAAGGGUUUGGGUUAAUUUAUAAAGAUUGCAAUGCGUCCAUAUUGACGAAGAGAGAGCUUAAGGAGUCCUGGGGCUCUUUGUGCAUGGAACAGUCCCGUUACCGAACUGUAGAAUUAGAGUUGACCCAAUUGAUUUUCAUCGACGUCCUUCCUUCCCAUACAACCCCUAACAUGAAUAUAAGUGUCUGCUUUCAGGUGUACCAGGUUAUUUGGUUAUUUUAAUGUGAUGUUAAACAUAAACAUGUACUCACUAAUUUGGCAUGCAUGUCAAAAAAAAAUAUGUGAGAAUAUCAAAGUUCAGAAAGUGUUUAAUUGGAUAUAACAUUUGAUAAUAACGAUAAAAUAAUGAUGUAGAAACGGUCUUUUGGGUAGCACUUAAAUAUUUGAGUGCAUGUUAACAGGUACUUAUUUAUACGGUGUGCGCCGGUCGAUUUUUCGAAUGCGGAAACAGGUAAAAAUCCAAUGGCCGUUCAAUCUCUGUAGGUCACUGGGUCAUAUUGAGAUCUAGUUUUUCUUGUAUGCAUAAUGGAGAGACAAUGAACUUAUUAUAGUCUUAGCUGUGCACACGAGGAGGAUGAUUAAUACAACAUAAACUUUUUCACCGGACUUAUAGCGCUUGCAGCAGAUAGUUUUUGUUGGGAAAACAGGUAGGUUGCUAGCACUGCAUUUCGGAGACCAUAAUUUUUUUUCCAAUUUAUUCUUUUUCUUUCCAGUGUAAGAACCACUUAACUAAUUGAAACAAUCAAGAUCUUGAAAUUUAGACAGGGCUUAAAUUAUCUAGACAGGGUACAUUUUGAGCAUAAUUCAUAACCAGCUAUCGAUUAUGCAAAGUGAACCGAAAGUGAUAGCCAUUUCCUGUUAUUCUUAUCAUUAUCACAUAAGAAGUAUUUAAUAUCUUUAUUUAUCAAUUGUUUUUAAAUUCCACCUAGUUCAUUCAUAUUACUUAUUUUUUUAAAUUUCAUGACUGAAAACAAUGUGUGCAUAUGGUAUGAAAUUUCAUUAUUAAAAUUUUAAAAAUAAAAUUUAUAUUCAUGAUAACCAUGUCAAAACUAAAUUAACGCUAGUCAUUUGAAUCUAUAUUUUAAUUGUAAUAAUUAUCAAAUUAUGUUACAGUAAAUUAUACUUUUGGUAAUGGAUAAUUAUGUCCUUAAUGAUAUAUAAUUUAUUUGAAACUCAUUUCAUAUAAUCAAUAAAUUGUAGGCACUGCAGCUACCGAAGAUCACUGAUAAUUUUUACUAAGUUACAAAAUUUUAUUUAUAUUUGCCCUCUACAGACCUGUUUACUCUUACGAUUUUGGCAUACAGUGUACGAUUUUUAGGUGUUAUCAUUAUACAUCUGUAUGUUUAUUUUCACUAUUAAGAUAAUGUAUUGAAUGAUUUUGUGUUGAUAUUGUACGAUUUUAAGAGUUUGAGGGUAAACAGGUCUGCUUCUAAAUAACCUGUCUCCCUUUUUUAAUUUUUCUUUUGCAUACCCUGACUUGCCUUUAAGCCUUACUGCUUUAGUUAAAAGCUAUUCUAUUUGACUUUUCAGGCUUUGUCCAGUCUUUAAUUCUGGUCAUUGAAUAACUUUAUAUUUAAGAUUGGUUUUAAAAUCUCAGCAUUUUCUUUCCUUUAAAUUUACAGCCAUGUCACCACCACUUUUUGGAGGAGUUGUGAAGAGUUUUGCUUCUAGUAAUGCCUGUACCUAUGAUUCACACCUGUCCAUUCCAUGAGGGCGAGCUGUAAUGAGGACUGAAGACAACCAGACAUUUUUAUAUAAGUAAAUUUUUAUCCGAUAAAUCUAGCUAGGGGAGCAGGCAAGGGCCUUACACUUACAUGAAUUGCAGUGCACCCGAUGAUUAUGCUGAAAAAGAAAGGACAAAGAUAAUAUUUCCCAUGUUUUAGUACAAUAGGCUAUCUCAUUUUUUUACAAGAACAUUCUAAAGAGCUUAGGAACUUAUACGGGAAAGCCUUUUUUUUUUACAAUUUUGUUUGGCAUAUUUCUUAGAACCAAUAUUCUUACAUAAAUGCUUUUAUGACCAUUUAUAAUUUUAUUACUCUUAAAGCAAUUAAAAUUGAUAAGAAUUUUAACAACAAUCUUGGUCUAUUAUUGAUUUUUUAAUUUUGAUACAUCAAAGAAGAAAUGAAUUGUUGACACCAAUCCCUCUUGACAAAAAGUGUUAAACUUGUACCUGCCACCUAUUAUAUGUAUUGCAAACGAAGAGAUCUAAAUCUAAAUGAUUAAAUCUGAUUUUCAGGGCUGGAUGGAUGGAUAUAUUAAUAAUUCAAUCAUGUUUGUAAAAAUAUAUAUAUUUAAGCGCUUAGAGCUUUAUGGUAAGCGCUAUAUAAAAAUGCCUAAAUAAAUAAAUAUAUUUAAAUUUUUUUGGGAAAUAUGUAUUUUUGUGGGAUAUUUAUAUUUUAAUAUUUACCACAGAUGUUGUCUCCACUCACAAAAUACAGCUGUUUGACUACAGCCAAGACGAUUCAAAAACCACAUGCCAAAGUGGCUUGUUACUUAAUGUUGACCAGUUUGGUUUCAGAAGUGUGAUUCAAUUGGAUAACAGUGUUGGCGACUAUUUUUGUGUAAAAUAUGAGAUAAAGGAGGAGUUUCAGCCAAGAUUUGAACAAGUAAUGAUAGUUUCAAGCCCAUUUAUCACGACCCUUAAUGUAGUCAUACACAUUUUAGUUUGAAUUCGCCUUUUGAAAUUUUUAAAUUUAUUUUAAAGCGAGUUUUGUUUUUAAUAUGUGUUACGACCUUACUUCAUUAAGUUGCGGCCUUCUUUCGUUGUGUAGUAUCACAAAUGUUAUGGACUUCUUUCGUUGAGUCUUCUCUAAUGUUAACGAAUGUAACCUCUCACAUCAGGACCACAAUAAAGAGCAAAACAAUAGCGUCCUUUGAAGAUAACCAUAAUAGUUCUUUAAAUGCAUGAUCCAACCACAGCAGAUGUUAAUUCUCAACGACAACAUUCAAUGGAGGUAAUAACUCUCAACUCUCUUCUCUACUCUCUAACUACUCUCGACGAACUCCCGGCGGAACUCUGACACACCGGAACAACUACCAACUAUCAACUUCAACUAUCAACUACUUCUUGACUAACAUGUCUCUCUCUCCUAGCACAGCUAACAACCAACUAACACUUGACUACUUGACUCACUAACACACAGCCCUUUUAUAUCAUCACCUAAACAAAUCAGCAUGCACAACUCAAUAACACGAACCAACUUCACGCUCUGACUUCACAACUUACAACUCACAAAACAGUCUCACGAGCAACAACUCCCCCUACCCAACAUUCACAACAAUCUAGUUCACAACAAUAUGUAUCAUGCAACGAUAUCGUUUUUAACUUGCGGAUUUUGCUUUUCCAUUACAUGUAGAGACCUUUAAAUUUCUCGAUAUCUCUCCAUUUUAUCUUUUAGUAGUUUUAGACUAUCUAAGAAGAUUUUAAGAUAACAAUCCUCAUCAGCAGUGUUUCUUUCAGGUAUCUCUCGAAGAGGGGAGGGCGGGAUGACAAAAGUGCAGUUUUUUAAAGCAUAGUAACUAAUUCUCUUAUUACAAUUAAUAGAAUCUGCAAAAUGCAGUUUCGCUCUAUAUAGUUUUGUUGAUCUGUAAAUUUAAGGCUAAUCUUGUUAGAGGCUUACAGUCUGGCACUCCAGUCUUACCUCCUCUUUGUUCGCAUACAUUGGUAUUUUUAUUGAUUUCUUUAUUUACUUUUUAUUAUUUGUUUUGAAAAUGCAUUUUUUAAUUAAUAAGCAAUCCCCAAAAGUAGUGUAAAAAAAUGAAAGCCACCUUACUGUUUUUUGGAAGUAUAACAAAAUAUUUGCAUAACACAAGCAGGUCAUGAACUUUUCCACUCCCACCCCCCCUUGUCCCCCUGCAUUGAAAUAUAAUAAUUAAGAAAAUGUCCUCACCUCCAUCUUUAAACUCAUAACAUCCGAGGCACCAUGCAGUUGUUUUCAAGUAUACUCAAAAAUACAUCUGUUGAUUUUCAAAUAAUCAACAUUUUUCUUGGUUUUUACCCUCCCUAUCACAAUACAAACUCUGCAGUUUUCUGAAAAUUUUCUUCUGCAUAUAAAGAAAAAGUGAUACCUGGGUGGACCACACCAACUGCCUUCUUUUGACGCCUGUAGCAAGGAUGUAACUAGAGUGUUUUGCUUCAGGGGACCAGAUUCAUCUUUACGCUUCCCCUCAACUCUGAAAACCAAUAUUUUUUAAUCAAUAUGCAUAAAUUCAAGCACAUUAAGAACUCACCCCCCCUUUCCCGCUAGCCUGAGAUGUGUCUCCCAUCUGCCAACCCAUAGCUAUGCCUCUGGCACGGCACCCCAAUUCCCUGAAAAUCUAAAAUCCCCACACCCCCCCCCCCACCCACAAAUUAAAAAUGUCUGAAAGAAACACUGCCUUCCAGUUUCUAUCAUAUGGUAUUGAGCUGUUUGCACACCAAUUAACAGGCGGGAAGAAGUGUACCUUCAUUUAUUUUUAUGAAAAUUGUGAGUUUGGGUCUACUUCCUGUGCGAUAUUAGUAAUUUAUUAUUUAGGUUAAGUUUAGUACAAUAGUACAGAAAUGAGGCAAUUUUCCGAUAAUCUGGAUAAGUUAUAGAAUAUAGAAUUAAAUCAAGUGUCAGUGUGAUACAAAUAUAUAAAUCUAAAAGAAACCAUGUUGUUUAAUAUUAUUGUUGGCGAUUGAAGAUUAAUAUUUUUUUAUUUAUGAAGAUUUGAAAACUUCUAAUUUUUAACUGUACAUAUUUCAGACCUGUUUACUCUCAUGAUUUUGGCGUACAAUGUACGAUUUUGAGGUGUACACAUUAUAUACACUGUAUGUUUAAUGUUUACCUUUUAGAUAAUGUAUUGAACGAUUUUGCGAUGAUAGUGUACGAUUUUAAGAGUUUGAGGGUAAACUGGUCUGAUAUUUAUAUAUUUACAUAGCUUUUUUAAUAAAUUACUUGUUAAAAUUUUUGUUUCUAACAAUAAUUUCACAUUUCAGUUACUUACCAUUGAUCUUGCCAAGCAAUGCAAAUUAGGACAGGUUAAAGGAAACACUGAAUUCAGUUGUCGAAAUGUGUCGGAGAAAGAAUAUCAUAUUACCGUACUUGUGAAAGCUCUUAGAGAAUACAGUAAUGCCACCAUUAGAGGUUUUUUUUACACAGAUGAUCCAAACAGCAAGAUAGUCCAGCUACCAGUUGUAUACGGUAAGCGAUAUACUUAUCUUAUAUACUUAUAUAUAACAAUAUGUUUAAAUAAAUUUAUAGUAUACUUUAUAUACACUGUUUAUGAUAAAAGAUUACAUUAAAAGAAUCUCAAUUAUUCGUUAAAAAUUAACAAAAGUAUAUGGAGUUUUAUUAACUAAUGUAUUUUUUCGACAUUUAAAUGCUAUGAGAAAAGUCAAUCCACUAAUGUUGACCUAAAUAUGUAUUAAUACCCAUACAAUGUGGCAAUUCUUUAGGUUUUAUUCUUCUUCUAUAUUAUGAGGGCACGCAAUCAAUGAAUUGAUAAUUCUAGCUCCUAUGUUUCAAAGGGGUUUGUGAUGUAACUGUGCAUGAUUUUGAAAGGGAUACAUCACUGGUUGCUAGGACUACUCAGAAUGGUAAUCUCUGGGGGUUGGAAGACAGGAGGCAAUAGACGCAAAUGUGUCGAGUAUAGUCGCCUCAACUGUUGCUUUGGAAGCUUGUUCUAGUCCCUUAUUGUCUUUGGCAGGAAUUAGGAGCUCCUGUACUGAGUUCUUGUUUUCAGGAGCUGAAACGGCCUGUCGUGGAUUCGUCACUGUCUAGGGGGGAGAGGGACAAGUUUCUGUUUAAUGUUGGAGCAGUGGACCAGCCCAAUUUUAUCUUGUACUUACUGGAGAGUUGAAUAGUCAUCAUCGAUCCUCCAAUGGUGAAUAGCCCAUUGUUUCCAGCAUGCUGCCAACACUUCAGGUGUUUUUGUAGCUGUUCAGGACAAAGAGUGCUGCCCGUCGAUGGACUGCCUCCAGCCUUUCGGUGCUUUUAUGGGUGAAUGGGUCCCAAACUGAAAAUGAGUACUCUAAAAGAGGCCGGACAAAGGCUUUUUAUUUCACGCUUGAGUUGCCGAUCUUCAGAUUUUUGCCUUAGAAACCCUACAAGCUUGUUUGCGCGGUUGCACACAUUGUUAAUGUGCUUGUCUCAGCGGACCACUCUUUGAAUGGUUACCCCGAGGCACUUUAUGGAGGAAACUGGUUUAAGAAUAUGUCCAUGCAAAUCUGACAGGAUCUGGCACUUGACGGGAUGAAAUUGCAUUUCCCAGCUCAUCUCCCACUCAACUAACCGAUGGAGGUCCUGUUGUAGCUGGUCCUGGUCAGUACUGCUAGCGAUUGUCCUAUACGUUGCCAAGUCAUAUGCGAACUGUCUUGCUUGGCAGGUCAGCUUCCUGGGUAGGUCAUUGAUAUAUGCUAGGAACAGAGGCCUAGCAUCGAGCCCUGGAGGACCCCUGACUUAACACUGGCAAAGGAGGAGGUUGUGCAGUCUACCACUACUGCCUGGUAUCUGUCUCAGAGGAAGCUAAAGAUCCAUAUUUUUGUAGUGCUUUGGAUCCCAUAUUUCUCUUCAAUUUGUGUAAUAGCAAGCUAUGAUUGACACUGUCAAAUGCCUUUGAGAAGUCCAUCACAAGCACAUCAGUUUUCUUGCUGUUCUCCAGAUUAGUCGUCAAUUCUUCAGCAAAUUCAAGGAUUGGGGUCUCACAUGAUCUUUUGACUCAGAAGCCACGCUGACAGUCAUUGAGUAUAUUGUGGCUUUUAAGAUGAUUCAUGAACACACUAACGAUUAUGUUCUAGUUUGAAUACUCCUAUGGAUAUGAAGAUGUGGUUGAGAUAUAUAUAUAUUAACUUUAAAAUGGUAAAUAGUAAAUAGUUAAACUUUUUGAAAAAGCUUAUCUAACUUGAAGUUACAAUAUAUAUAGAUCGUGAUUAAUAAUUGAAGCUUAAUAAGAGGAUUGGGAGAGCUCCCAGCCAGUCUUUUUUGCCCAAAUUUUCUGUCGGACACCCUGUUCUGGUGGCCACCUUUCUAUGGAGGCAAUCUGCGAAGAUAGAAACCCUAUUAUUUGCAGCCUUUUCUUGUUGCACACUGUUUGUAUGGCAAUUACUAUGGUAAUUACAAUUGCACCCUACUGUGCUUUCUGACACCCUGAUCUAGUGCGUACCUGAUCUGAACUGCUGAUUACUAACACAAUAUUUCGCCUACUGGAUGCAUCCUCGUUCAUAACAUUGGCACCUCAUCCUCAGGAGAUAGGACAGUCAAGACAUACUUUUAACAAUCCAUGUGUGGUGCAGAAUGCUGGACUGAUCAUCAUCUUUUUAUCACCCAGCUCAACCUACACAUACAACCCAAAAGACGCCCACAGGGGAAGAAGAGCCCUAAACAUCUAAAUACCACAACGCUGAAAAGCCGUAACAUUAAGAAAUUCUUUGUGGAUGCUCUGGAAGAACCUAUGGAGUCCACACUAUUGGAAAAUGACAAUUUCGAAGCCAACUGGGCAUCACUUAGAUCUAUUUUAUACAACACCGCCAUGGAGUUUCUGGGGCCACGUUUAAAAUAACAUCAGGAUUUGUGUGAUGAUAACUGUGACGUAAUCAAGCAACUGCUAAAUGAAAAACACCAUCUCCACUACGCUUCCCUAAACAACCAGAGGCCAAUCCCAAUGAAAGGUGCGUACCAAAGUAUAAGAAGAACGAUUCAGCAGAAACUGCGUCUAAUGCAGAAUAAAUGGUUGAGCGACAAGGCCAACGAGAUCCAAAGCUAUGUGGACCAACAUGACCUAAAAAAUUUCUACCUCGCUCUAAAAACAGUCUACGGCCCCACUUCAUCAGGAUCAUCCCCACUUCUGAGUGCAGAUGGGAAAACUCUAAUCACUGAGAAGGAAACAAUUAUUGAACGCUGGGCUGAACACUUUGACAACAUCCUGAAUCGACCUUCAUCCAUUAAUGAUGAAGCCAUAUAUCAUUUCAAACAGGUUCCUUUCAAUCAAGAACUGGAAGACCCCCUACCCUCUCAGAGACCCAACAUGCUAUAAGCCUUCUCUCAAGCGGAAAAGCACUAGGUGGUGACUCAGUUCCGUCUGAAGUAUACAAAGAAGUGGGGACAGCUCUGUCUGAAAGGCUUUGCCAGCUGUUCAUACUUAUGAUUGCAGCAAGAGAUCAUUCCACAGGACUUCAAAGAUGCAUCUAUUGUUCAUCUGUACAAGCGUAAAGGGAACUGUCCAUCAUGCGACAACCACCAUGGCACAUCAUUGCUCUCAAUUGCAGGCAAGAUAUUAGCCAGAAUCUUGCUAAAUCGUCUUAACAGGUUUGUUGAAAACGGUUUACUGCCAGAAAGUCAAUGUGGCUUCCGGAAGGAACGAGGAACCAUCGAUAUGGGGUUUGCGGCCAGACCGCUACAUGAAAAUUGCAGGGAACAAAAUGUUGACCUUUUCUCUACUUUUGUAGACCUGACCAAAGCUUUUGACACUGUCAGUAGAGAGGGCCUUUGAAAGAUCAUGGCCAAAUAUGGAUGCCCCAGAAAGUUCGUGUCAAUGGUACGACUAUUUCAUGAAGGUAUGCAGGCUAGAGUUCGGGAUAAUGGAGAGACGUCAAAACCAUUCCAUGUAACAAAUGGCAUGAAACAAAGAUGUUUACUUGCCCCAACACUUUACAGCCUUUUUUUACAGCAAUGCUGACCGAUGCAUUCAGAGAAAGAGACACUGGAAUUGGCCCCCUCCCCCCCCCCCCCCCCCCCCCCCCCCCCCCCCCUCCCCCCCCCCCCCCCCCCCCCCCCCGCGGGCGUCCAUGCAUACUGCACAAGAGAAUUUCGUGCCAGAAUCGGCCUCAUUAGCCAUCUGCGCACCCACAGACAGAACCAGCACAAACUGUGAUGAUUAAAGUGGUCAUGAUCGACUCCGACUGACGAACAACACCUGAUCUGGCAGCACUCUGAAACCUCGUUUUGGCAGCUCCAUGAUCUGUAGCAUCCAUUUCUGGUUACACCUUAUUCUGGUGGCAAUCUGUUCUUGUUUUUAUCUGAGUGUAUUUAGGAAACCGACGGGAGGGAACUCUGUUAAACUUCACAUUGCACAAUGUGUCAUCCACCUGUGUGGGUUUCACCUGGAGCAGUCUACGCUGCUGCACCCCUUAGUGACACCACUGACAAGGACUUAAAGAAAAAAAAAUGAUUAUGCAUUUCUAUCAAUUUUACAAAAUAAUGUUUGUUCCCUUUCUUCCAGAACCAACAAACGCAACUGGUCAACUGAUCAUAAAUGGACAAGAUAAACCAACAGAUACAUCUUGUUAUGCAAUUAUUGAUACCAAUGAACUAAAUCUUGAGUUUAAAUGUAUUAGUUAUGCCAAGCCAUGUGUGAUAGAAAUACAUGUGGACAAUGACGUUAAAAAAAUGGGGGAAAAUCAUGUAGUGCUUAAAAGAAAGACAACAAAAACUGAAGAACUGUAUGUGACUAUUAAAUAUGCAGCCUGCAGACUUGAUGGAGAAAUCAUCACCAUCAACUGUAUACUUAAUAUGAGUAAGUAAUAUUAAAAUGUACGUUCUUAAAAAUAUUUUCUUGUUUUAGAAAUUAAUUUUUUUUUAAAAUACAAACCUGCUUUUUAUAUUUGAAUGACAUACUAAUUUAAAAAAAAAAAAAAUUUUAAAUAAUAAAUAUUCUUAUAAAUAUAAAAUAUUAAGUGUUAAAUUUGUUGUUGUCAGCCGUUUAGUCUUCAAUAAAUGGUACACUGGCUUGGCGCUCCAGAAAUAAUUUCAUUACUAGUAUUGCUAUGACAUAAAACACUCAAAUUAAAUAUGGAAUAUUUUAGAAAUAGACACUGUUCCUACCAUCCACAUUUAUUGUUAUGAGUUGUUUUCUUUUUUGACUCCAUUGUCUUUUUUCUCCUUUUAGCCUGCUAAGCUUGUUGUGCAUAUGUAACAAAUAGCAACUGCUUAUAGAUAUCCAAGCUUCUUAUAAAUUUCAAGAAAAUUGAUAUUUUAAGAAACAAAUAUCAUUAAAUUACUCAUACCUGACACAUGACACUGAGAUUGGGGUUGACAAUAUCUAGUCUAGAGUUCUGUUUUAAUCCGCAGACAGGAAAUAAUGUUAUUAGCCUUAGCUGAAAUAACCGUAGCCAGAUUAACCUUUAGUAAGAUGCACUUGAUCAGAUUGAUACAGGCCAAACUUUUUUGCGUCUCACACCUUAAUGAGAGAUGACAGCGAGCGCUACUUCUCAGUAGCUUAAAGUUUUCCUUAAAUUUAUAAGUCAAGACCAUUAAGUGUGUAGAAAGCCUUUCAGAAGGCAUAUUUUAACUGUUUUGUUCAAUUUGAUGUUUUAAAGUUUUAAAAUUGAAUAUUUUUCUUGCUCUGGUAAGUUACUUUUUUAAUCUUGCUAUACAUACAUUAUCUUUUUAUUAAAUAAUAAAAAUCAUAGUGAUACAUUUCCCUAAUACGAGAUAUUUAAACUGAUCCUUACAUAUUUCUGGUUACUUCUGCUGUCAAAUGUGACGGGUGGUAGGAAAAUCUUUGAUUUUAAGAAUCUCAAUGAUGUGGAGGAAAUUCAAAAAAAUAUUUAUUGGGGAUGAAUUUUAUGCUGUGCAUUGGUUAAAUUAUUUUUCAAAUAAAUUAUUUGACCAAACUUCAAUAAAAUAAACUAGUUUAACCAUUCACUCAUUACGAAUAUCAAAUUGAUACACUGCACCUGGUCUCAUUAUGAAAAGAGCGCACCCGACGUAAGGUUAAAUUCGAUCUGAUGUCAUAAUUUCUUAAUUGUUUUUACAAAUAAAACUUGUUUCUUUCUAACUUACUCAGAAAAUGGUGGCCAUCAGGACAAUACAAGCACCAAAAAAACAAGUACCGACAAAACAAAUACGGACAAUACAAAUACCGACAAUACAAGUACCCGUAGAACCCCAAUAAUUGGAAAAGUUGUUGGCGUUGUCUGCAGCAUCUUGACUUUGAUAGUUGGGUAAUGUUUUUUUGUUUUAUUUGGUUGUUUUUUCUUUAUAAUAUAAAAGAAUAAAAUUACUUUGCUUAAAAAUAAGAUGAUUAAUGUAUAUGAGCCAAAAUAAAGAAAAGAAAAUAUAAAUAUAAAAUAAUAAUAUAUACCUAAAACUAAAACAUUAUGUGACCUACUCAAUUAAAGUAUUUUGUUUUUCAAUUUAUUUUGUUAAAUCGAUGCAUUUACAUAUAUUGUGUAUUUACUUUUGAUUAGACAAAAUAUUUUAAAUAAGACAUUACAUUUCUAUUUAAUAACUGUUAAUAAAUUAAAUAUGAUAUUUUAUUAUUAAUUUUUUUAACGAACUAACAUUUUUUUAAUAGCAUUGGCAUAGUCUACAAAUUCACACAAUGUUUUGGAUUCAUUAAACCAAAGGUAAGUUGAAACAAUAGUUAUUCCAAAAAAGUAGAAAAAUAUACAAAAAAAUCGUUACAAUUCCGCAAUGUUGUAGGAUUCUAAAACAUGAUUCAUUGACAUUGGGCAUUAAAUUAUUUAAAGUUAAAUUAAAUUUUUUAAUAAAUUGUUAUGAAAUAAAUAAGAGACAAUUCAUUCAUUUAUAAAUUAUUACCAACUUAUGUUUUCCAUUUUUUUAAAUUUUUUUUUGAGAAGUGUGAUAUUUUAGGUUUUUGGGUAUUUGGAGAGAAAAAGGGGUUUCAUUUGUUACAGACUGGAAGUUCAUGAUUGCUAAUAAUUUUUUAGGCUUUAACACUCAAUCGCUAUUUUUCGAAAUUAUGAAUAAUUUUUUGGCUUUUUGUUUUAUAGUAAUAUAGUUCCCAGUUACAGCCUUAGUCCAUAAACAAUGGUUCUGUGCGUCUGACGCAAUAUGGAGCGAAAAUGCAUGACAAGUUUCUUAGCAAUAGUUUUCAUUGAGUUUGUUAUGUAGAUUUUUGUGUUGUAUUGACAUAAAAUUUUGCCUUCAAUUUCAGACAUUGAAAUGUUUCAACUUCAAUUUAUUACACACCUGUGCAGUAUUUGAACAUAUUAUUUCUUGAAAUAAACAACUUACCUCUAAUGUUAAAAGUUCAAAGUUACAAAGACUUAUCAAAUUAUUGGCAGUGCACAUUUUAAUGUUGUUUAUAUUAAAACAUAAAAAAUAAUUAGCUUGCCAAUAGAGGAAAUAACACAAAAAUUGUUCAUCUAAGUGCAAUAGUUAUUUAUCCUUUUCUAGGAGGUUUUCAUAAAGGAAUAAUGUGGAAAGUGUAUAUGUAUAAACAAAUGAUCAAAAUUAAAUUUAGAGAUUCAUUACUGUUUGACUAUGUUUAAAGUUCAGAACUUUUAGCCCUCGGCUGACAGUUAAAAGCAAGAAUUUUGUUAUUUCCAUUAGAGGUAAGAAAAAAAUAAUGAUAUUUUAACUUUAUUGGCAGUAUUAAAGAAAUCAAUAGCCCUAUGUAUGAAUGCUCAGUGUUUGUUUCAGAUAAUUUUCUUCGGGAGGGUGGUGCAUUUCAGAUUUUUGGGUUGGCAGUGCAACUGAUGUAGCAAGAGGGUGGAAGGGCUGUCUGCCUUUGGUCCCUUUUUUUAUAUUGAGUGGUGGCAUUUUCAGACAACUGUAGGAUUUUGACUCUUGGAUAAAAGUACGGAAGAACUCUAUGCUUGUCAAGUGCAGCACUACACUAGCGGCUCCACCAGGCGUCAUAAUUGGUGACCAGGGCAAACUAUGCUAUCAUUUGCUUGGGAAGUGAGGCAGAAAUUGAGGGCACCGAUGGCCCCUGUAUGAAAUUGGGGGAGUAUUCUAGGGAACCCAUCUUUAAAUUUGUAUAUAUUAUUUCCAAAAAGAGUAGUACAUUUUAAUGUUUUCCUAUUUUCAGUGUUUCUAUUAGACAAUUUGAGCGUUGGGAGGGGGGGGGGGGAGGAUAUUUUAAGCCAACAUGUAAAUGAGGGAUUGUGAUGUCCUAUACCAUAAAACAUUUUAAUGUUUUCCUAUUUUCAGUGUUUCUAUUAGACAAUUUGAGCGUUGGGAGGGGGGGGGGAGGAUAUUUUAAGCCAACAUGUAAAUGAGGUAUUGUGAUGUCCUAUACCAUAAACAUAAUGAAUUUCCUCCAGUUUUCGUGAUCCAAGGUAAUCUUUUGGCACAGGUUUCUGUACAACCAAGUACUUUCAAAUUGAAAUAUAACAACGUAUGCUAAACUUGAAUUCAUAGACUUGACAAAAGAUUUUGACAGUUCAGCUUAGAGCAUUCAUCAGAAAACACGACAAAAGUAUCAGAUCACUGUUAAAAAAAAAAAAAAUUUAUUGGUUUCCUUUUCUUGAGCUUCUUGUCCUUGUGAUAUAAAAAUAAUAAUUUCCUAUUAAGUACUAAAUAUUUAUGCAUUUUUUAAAAAAUUACAAAUAUUUUUUGUGUAAAAUACUUAAUAUGUAAAUAAAUUUUAAAAAGAUGUUGCGUCAAAUAAAGCUUUCUAUUAGAAAAAGUACUGAUUACAUCCUUUUUACAUGUUGAAUGCAAAUGGACAACAACAAAAAAUCAUCAUAAUAAUUACCUUUUCUGAAUGUUUCUGUCACCAGAGUCAAAAGAGAAAAUAAAAUGUUUUGUGGAAAGUUCUAAAAAUUUGAUGAUUUAUAAAUCGUAUAAGAAUGGCAUAAAUAUGUAAUAUGAAAUAUUUGCAAAAGAUAUCUUAUAGUUAGUGUGUCCUUUUAUCUGUAGAAAAUUGUAUACAUACAUUUACAGUAUGCAUUACUCAAUAUUCAGUUGAUUGAAAUGUUUAUUUGGAAUUUCAAACAGCAUGAUAACUUUAUUUCGAUUUGUUGCAUAUUACUUGUAUGAUCUACUUAAACAAUUUUUUUUACAAAAUCCAUAUAACAUAUUUUUAAAGGUAUAAAAAAAAAAACAAUUGUGCUCAAACCGGUUUGGGUUGGGAUUCUAAAAAAAUGGUAAAUGAUUUUUUUUAUUUUCUACUGGAUUCUAAUUUAAUUUUUUUUUUUUAUAUUGCAGCCUAUAAUUAAUAUAAAAAAGAAAAGCUUGAAUAAAACUGACACAGAAAGCGCUUCAGCAGAUACCACGUUAUUGAAAAAAAGCCAAAACGAUGAUGACAAAACUGCCAAUAUAUCGAAUAGAACUGAGGACAAAGUUAAGCCCACAACACUUGAAAGCCAAGUUGAUUGAAAAUAAUGCUGAAUUUAACAAGAAGACACCUGAUGGUAAAAUUGUGCUUCAACUUGCAACUGAAAAUGGACACUCUGAGAUAGUUAUGCUGUUCAGAAAAAAAUUGAGCAACAGUUAAUUUUCUAACAUCUGACAAAACGAAUUAAAAUUAAAUGCUGAAUAUGGUAUAAGACAGCUAAAAUCAACACAAAAAAUAACAACUACAUUAAUUUAAACAAAUUUUACCCCAUAAAAUUUUGCAGAAUUGCUUGUCUAAUAACUUUGUUUUUAAUUACUAUACCACAACAAACAAAACAUAUUUUUUGCAAGAUGUUUAAUGUUUGAAAAUUCUUUUAGGUUUAAAAUGCCUUUCUAUUCUGCUCUAUUAUACAAUUUAGGUUUUUAAGCAAUGAACAAUGGCAAGCCAGUUUCACUAAUACCACCUUCAAAAUUUUAUACUGUAAAACAAUUAAGUUUCUUCCCCAUUACCUUUAAAUUUAAAAAAAAGAUUGCUGUUCUGCCAUCAACAACAUUUUUUUCUUAAUUUUCCGCUUCUAAAAACAAUAAAGUUCUGUUUAGUAUAAGACGUGUCGACACCAGACAUGUACAUAUCCAGACUAUGCUCUAAAGCUUUAUGAACACUUUUGUGUUUUUUAGUAAGAUUUGUCCACUUAAACUUAAAAGAAAUAAAUCAACAAUGCGUCAUAACUUUUUUCCGAUCCAAUUUUUGUUUUCCGUUUCAUUUUACAAUAGUUGUAAUGUCAUGGACUAAAAAUUAUGUAUUAAUCAUGCUUAAUGCUUCCGGAGUAAAUUUUGUGCUUUGCUUGUUACUUUGAUUUUUUUAUAUUAGCUAUUCUUGAUAUUCAAAAAUAUAUGUCAACAUACAACUAUUUUUCCAAAUAUAUUUCAUUAAAGUUAGGUCUAGUGCAUGUCAGAGUAAACAGUUACUUUUGUAUAUCAUAUGUAUUUCUUGAUUUCAAGCACUACAAUGAGCGGUGUAUAAGGCUCAGCCGGAUGCUUCCCGAAACUGGAAAUGUGGUGUAUUACACACCCAUAAAAUUCAUUGUCUCCACCAGGGAAAUGGAAAAGGGAGUUGCAAUAUUGAAACAUUGAUAUUUUUUAUUAUUACAACAAAUGUUAAUAAUUAAUUGCUAAAACUAAGUAUGGUAUCUCCUUUGUACUUAUACAUGCAACUUUUACCUUUUAUCAUGUAUUCUCCAAAACCGAACUAGUCAUAUAGUAUCAUUGUGAGCCAGCAAAAAUGUUUAUAAAAUGAAAUGAUUAAAAUUUAUACACAAGCAAAAUCCUAAGCAAGAUAAUAAAGAUUGGCCUUUCUACCAAUGAUAGUGUAAAAGCAAAGAUAAUGCAUUUUUUAUUUAAAAUGCCCUCUUGAUCGUAUCACAAAGGCCUUAGAAGUUGCUACCAUCUAAUUAUUUGUCAUCACUAAUCAAGAAGAUUAAUGUAUUUGAUUGCCCUGGUGUGAUCCGGUUCUUAUGUGGAUCUUGUUCUUUUGAUUCCGAUUCUGAUUCAUCAGAUACACCUAAUUGUUUCCUACAAUAAGGAGCUAACUUUGGCCGAAUUCAUAAAUACACUUAAGAGCGUAAAGUGUAAUAUGAUCCAUCAACUUCAUUUUUGUCUAUUUCUGAAGCUGUUGUGAAGGAAACUUAAUUUGGAACUCUCUAGAAACUCAAAAAUCUUUCUUCCCAACAUUUGAGGAAUCUCAUUUAAAGUUGUGGGGGGAAAAUAAAGAAACUGGUAGGUAGAAAGAUCAUUCAAAGAUUCUGAAAAAAUAUACUGGAAGUUGUAGAACUUAAUAGAGCUCUAUAGAAUGAAACUACUAUUUUCAUAACCAUUAAGAUCUAACUAUAUAUCGAAAACUUUCUAGAAUAUUCUAGAUUUAAUUUAACCCCAUACCUAAAAGAAAAUUGUGAAAAAUCCCUUUUCUAAGGAAUAAUUGUUUCGAUGUGGAGAAAUAUGCAACAAAAUAUUUUCAAUCCAGUAUAAAAAUCAUUUUAAGCAAAAAUAUGGGCUUAGUUAAAAUAAGAGGUCAUGGCUAUAAAGUCAUUCAUUUAAAUAAUUGAGUUAACAUUUCAAAUUUAAAUGUUUUUCCCAUUUGAUUAUUUAAAUUGUUUUGUGUUACAAUUAAAUAAAUUAUUCAUUUAAAAAUUGUUAGCCUUCAUUUUUCAGUGUCUGAGUUUAUGCCAUAGACUAUGGUUUAAAAAAAUAUGUAGGUUGUAUGACUGUUGAUAUUUGAAUUUAUAUAAGGUUCUUAUAUAAAAAAUAAUAUUUUGUGCAAUAAUUGCCUUAAUUUCAUAACCCUCAAAUUCAUUACCCUCAUUAUAAUUUAAAUCAAUUUCAAGUAAGCCAGAGAUAAUGAUUCAAUUUCCAUAUUGAUUCACUGUGUUCCAGGUCGGGAUUCACUCACUGUACCCUGGUACUGGGGCACAGUGAAUCACUUAUCCCUGCACACUUUGAAAGGCUCUGAGCAAUAUUUGUUAUAUUUUACCACAUUUUAAGGAUUCUUAUCCAUGUCUAUGAUGUAAUACAAUCAAUGUGCACAUACAACAUUAAAAUAUCUGUGAAAACUUUUUGAAUAUUAAUAAAAAUAAGAUUUCUGUUCCACUGUGCCCAGAUUCCCCCUAUUCUGUUAAAUUAUCAAACUUUCUGGAAAAUUAUUGACCAGCUCGAAAAGUAGUGGAUAUUAAUACCCGGUACUUUUAAGUCCACCGACAUUUUAAUAUGGAAAAUCAAGGUUAUAUAGAUACCAUGCUUAGAUUAUAUUCAUGUUACAUGUAGAACCCUAUAUUGUUGUCUCAGCUUACCCCCCCCCCCUUUUUUUUUUUUUAGUUUUUUUUUUUUUAUUAAAAAUAAAAAAUGGUAUAUGCAUGUUACAUUACAGUAGGUCAAGAUUUAUCAUUGGCGAUGAAUUUUAAUUUUAAGUUGUGAAUUGGUUACAUUAUUUUUAAAAUAAAUUAUUUGACCAAACUUCAAUAAAAUAAACUAAUUUAACCAGUCACUCAUUAGAGAUAUCAAAUUGAUACACCGCACCUGGUCUGAAAGAAAAAAGCGCACCAGCCGUAAGGUUAAAUUCGAACUGAUGUCAUAAUUUCUUAAUUGUUUUUACAAAUAAAACUUGUUUCUUUCUAGCUUACUCGGAAAAAGGUGACCAUCAAGACAAUACAAGCACCGAAAAAACAAGUACCGACAAUACAAAUACUGACAAUACAAGUACCGGUACAACCCCAAUAAUUGGAAAAGUUGUUGGCGUUGUCAGCGGCAUCUUGACUUUGAUAGUUGGGUAAUUUUUUUUGUUUUAUUUGUUUCUUUUGUUUUUUUUUAUAAUAUAAAAGAAUAAAAUUACUUUGCUUAAAAAUAAGAUGAUUAAUGUAUAUGAGCUAAAAUAAAGAAAAUAUGAAUAUAAAAUAAUAUUAUAUACCUAAAACUAAAACAUUAUGUGACCUACUCAAUUAAAGUAUUUUGUUUUUCAAUUUAUUUUGUUGAAUGGAUGCAUUUACAUAUAAUGUGUAUUUACUUUUGAUUAGACAAAAUGAUUUAAAUAAGACAUCACAUUUCUAUUUAAUAGCUAUUAAUAUAUUAAAUAUGAUUUUUUAUUAUUAAUUUUUUUAAUGAAGUAACAUUUUUUUAAUAGCAUUGGCGUAGUCUACAAAUUCACACAAUGUUUUGGAUUCAUUAAACCAAAGGUAAGUUGAAACAAUAGUUAUUCCAAAAAAGUAGAAAAAUAUACAAAAAAAUCUUUACAAUUCCGCAAUGUUGUAGGAAUCUAACACAUGAUUCGUUGACAUUGCCCUUUAAAUUAUUUAAAGUUAAAUUAAAUUUGUUAAUAAAAUGAUAUGAAAUAAAUAAGAGAAAAUUCAUUCAUUUAUAAGUUAUUACCAACUUACUUGUUUUCCAUUUUUCAUUUUUUUUUUUUUUUUUUUUUGUGGUUUUUUGUGUUUUUUUUUUUUGUUUUUUUCUGGUUUUUGGGUUUUUGUGGGGUAGUGGGGUUUUUUUUUUUUUUUUUUUUUUCUUUUUUUUUAUUUUUUUUUUUUUUUUUUUUUUUUGUCUUGAGAUGUUGGCUGUGUGAUUUUUUAGGUUUUCCGUGCAUGUGCGUAUUUGCAGGGAAAUAGGGGUUUUAUUUUUUUUAAUAAAUUACAAACUGGAAAAUUAUUUAAAGUUAAAUUAAAUUUGUUAAUAAAAUGAUAUGAAAUAAAUAAGAGAAAAUUCAUUCAUUUAUAAGUUAUUACCAACUUACUUGUUUUCCAUUUUUCAUUUUUUCUUUUUUUUUGUCUUGAGAUGUUGGCUGUGUGAUUUUUUAGGUUUUCCGUGCAUGUGCGUAUUUGCAGGGAAAUAGGGGUUUUAUUUUUUUUAAUAAAUUACAAACUGGAAGUUCAUGAUUUCUAAUUAUUUUCUUGGACUAUUAAACUAAAUCCCAUUCUUUCAUAAUUUUGGUUAAACAAUGUUGGCUUUGUGUUUUAUAGUAAUAUAGUGCCCAGUUACAGCCUUAGACCAAAAAGAAUGGUUCUGUGUCUCUGAUGCAAGAAUUUUGUUAAUUCCAUUAUAAUUAUAGCUUUUAAAAAAAUAAUAAUAAAGAUUUUUAAACUUAAAUGUCAGUAUUAAAGAAAUCAAUAGCCGUAAGUAUGAAUGCUCAGUGUUGGUUUCAGAUAAUUUCUUCCAGGAGGGGGGUGCAGUUCAGAUUUUUGGGUAGGCAGUGCAAUUGAUGUAGCAAGAGGGUGGAAGGGUUGUCUGCCUUUUGUCCCUAUUUUCAUAUGGAAUGGUGGCAUUUUCAGACAACUGUAGGAUUUUUAAACAUGGAUAGAAGUACAGAAGAACUCUACGUUUGCCAAGUGUGACACUAGCUGCGCCACUAGGCAUAAAAAUUGAUGACCAGGGUUAACUAUACUGUCAUUUGUUUUGAAAGUGAGGCAUAAAUUGAGGGCACCGAUGGCCCCUGAAUGCAAUGUGGAAGUAUCCUAGGGAACCCAUCCCCAAAUGCCUAUUUAUUAUUAUAUUUCAAAAACCAGUAGUACAUUUUGAGAUUUUCCUUAUUGCAGUGUUUCUAUUAGAAAAUUUGAGUCUGUGCGUGUGUUUUUUUGGAGGUUUUUUUGGGGGGGGGGAUGGGUGAGGACAUUUUAAGCGAACAUAUGUAAAGUAGGCAUUGUGACGUCCAGUGCAAUACGCACAAUUAAUUUACUCUGGUUGUCACGAUCAAGGGUAAUCUUUUGGCACAAGUUUUGAUACAAUCAAGUACUUUCAAAUUGAAAUAUAAGAACAAAGUAUGCUAAACUUGAAUAAAUAGACAGUGACAGGACAAAACAUUUUGAUGUUUCAGCUUAGAUCCUUCAUUAGAAAACAAGACAAAAAUAAGUAUAACAAGUAUUAGAUUACAGUAAAACACAAAUUUUAGAGGUUUCCUUUUGUUGCCUUUUGAAGGCUCGAAGCCGAAACAACAAAAUCUGUUGUCCUGUCUAUGAAUUCAAGUUUAGCAUACUUUUUUUUUUAUAUAUUUCAUUUACACAACUUGAAUGCAGUCCAUCAAUUAUUAUCUUUUAUUUUAAAAUUGAUUGGCGAAAGGAAGUGGAAAAGCAGAAAAUGAGUGUGUCGAAGACUUAUAGGUAAUGUAAAAGUGAGGGAAGGGUCUGGGGACCGGACUCAUUUAGCUCCUCCCCAGAAAAUUUUUAAUAAAUUAUUAAUACAAUAAUGCAUUUAAUCACAUUGCAAUUUUAGUUUUGCAUCAUACUACACUUAAUUGGAGAGCAACAGUAGUGGUUCUGGUUAAAAAUGUGUUACUUAACAUUAGAGCCGUCAUAUGGGCCCUGCAACCAUGCACCCGCAGGAGGUCUUGGGUGUUAAGGGGCUCAUAGUUUUAAUUGCAACAACUUUUUAAUUAUUCCUUUGAAUACUUCAAAGUGGGGAGGGGGGACAAAUACAAAAAUUAUUUGGGGCCUGGAAAAGUCAAGCCACAGAUGCCGCUUCUUUUCCUUGUGAUAUAAAAAUAAUAAUUUUCUAUUGGGUAAUAAAUAUUUAUGCUUUUUUUUUUUUAAUUUAAAGUUUUUUUUUGUGUAAAGUACUUAAUAAGUAAAUGAAUUUUUAAAAGAUAUUGCAUCAAAACAAGGUGUCUAUCUUAGAAAGUACUGAUAACAUCAUUUUACAUGUUGAACGCAAAUAGACAACAACAAAAUAUCAACUAAUAAUUAACUUUUCUUUCCAAGUGUUACCAAUACCUGAGUCCAAAGAGAAAAUAAAAUGUUUUGCAGAAAUGUUCUAAAAAUGUAAUGAUUUUUUUUUCUUCAAACUUGGAAUGAUUUAUAAAUCGUAUAAGAAUGGCAUAAACAUGUUAAAUAGACGUGAAAUAUUUGCAAAAGACAUCUCACAUUAUAUAUUUAGUGUGUCAUUUUAUCUCAAGGAAAUUUUAUACAUACAUAUAAAGUAUACAUUACUCAAUAUUCCCUUGAUUGAAAUGUUUAUUUGGAAUUUCAAACAGCUAUAACUUUAUUUCAAUUAAUUGCAUGUUACCUGUAUGAUCUACUUUUUUUACAAAAUCAAUAUAACAUUUUAUAAUUGAAGGUUAAAAAAAAUUGUGCUCAAACCGGGUUGGGUUUGGGAUUCCAAAAAAGCGAAAUUGACAUGGUACCGGUACUGUAAAUGAUUUUUUUUUAAAUUUUCCUACUGGAUUCUAAUUUAAUUUUUUUUUUUAAUUGCAGCCUAUAAUUGACAUAGAAAAAGAAAACUCCAAGAAAACUGACCCAGAAAUUGCUUCAGCAGAUACCACGCUAUUGAAAACAGAUCAAAAUGAUGACGACAAAACUACCAAUUUAUCUGAUACAACUAAGGACAAAGUUAAGCCCACAAAGGAUUGAAAGCGGAGCCUGCUGAUAAAACUAGCAGAAAUAAGUGAUUUUGAGGCUAUCUUUUUGGAGAUUAAAAAUAGAGCAGAC